Cryptococcus amylolentus CBS 6039 is the source of this 4028-nucleotide messenger RNA. RefSeq lists its product as hypothetical. NCBI's taxonomy places the organism in Eukaryota, Fungi, Basidiomycota, Tremellomycetes, Tremellales, Cryptococcaceae. Gene Ontology annotation, molecular function: voltage-gated chloride channel activity. The record is from RefSeq and is a predicted model, not a curated record. Gene Ontology annotation, biological process: chloride transport; transmembrane transport. The transcript has 10 exons. Gene Ontology annotation, cellular component: early endosome; Golgi apparatus; membrane. Bases 28 to 3789 code for a protein of 1253 amino acids.
CUUUCUUCCUUUGUCUCAUCACCCAACAUGCCAGAACAGCGCCAGCAAGACACUGCCCCCCCGGCAUCCACCCCCAUGUCCUCGAGCAGCAUCGCCACCGUCAAGCCCACUAGGCCCCCCUCCACCGCCUCCCUCCGCCACCAGCACCGCGCCCAGCCCUCCCGCUCCUCCACCCAGGCAAACCAGCCCACCGCCACAGGGAGCAGCGUCUCCCGCUCCCACUCCCACUCCCGCCGGCAGUCACUCGACACCUUUGUCCUCGACUCGCAACCUCCAUCGCCCAUCACCUACUUUCCAAAUCCAUCCACCUUUGUCAACCCCACAGAGCCCGUCUACUCUACCCCCUCAGCUACCAACUCGACGUCCACGUCGCCCACGGCCUCUAUCAUGCCCAUCUCGACAGACUCGGAAGAGCCCACGUCGACGAUCUCGAAUGCCCCAGCAGGGUCCAUGGCACCAUUGCGCACGCCCCGCCUCAACCCUGCCCCUAAUGCCAACCCAAAUACCAUGCUAGGCCUCGACGUCGGAGCGCCUUCUCCUCGGGUUGCGUCGCGGCAGCAGAACGCUUCCAACACUGGUACUGGAUCGAGCAGCUCGAGUAACGCCAUGGAGCAGGCGCGGAGAAAAGGAUCGAGCAGGGUCUUUUCAACGCCUGUAGCUGGGUACGCGGCCACGCAUCCCAAUAUCGGGUUGGGCCUCGGGCCUACUCCUUCACGCAAUGGCUCAGGCUCUACAUCGUCGACUAUUGGGCUCGGACAACCAGGCGAUGGUCCCCUCGCGAGCCCGCGCAGAAUAUCAACAUCACGGCCCUUCCAACACCCACCCCAAUCAGCCCAUCCCUCUUCCUCUGGCGGUCUCGGCCUUCCCAGCCACGAAGCGUACUAUUCAGCUAGCCAGCCGGCUAGCGCUACCACCCCGCGCUUCCGCGACAAGUACACCUCUCGCGGCGGCAAGGGUCACCAGCACACGUCCAGCUUGGGCGGCGGGCAUCCGAGCUCGGGAGGGUACGGUGCUCUGGGCCAUUCGAGAGAUCCCGGAUCUGGUCUAGCACCGGGCGUUUCGGGGCUGGCUGCACAUUCUGGCUAUGCCAACAACGGAGUACUCAAUUCUCCGUUCCUUUCGCCCAAAGGCUCUGUCAUGCAAAAACUGCGUAAACGCGCGAGUGCGGUGGGGUUGGGGUUGGGAAGACCAGACAACUAUGACGAGGCUGCGUUGGUACGGCGAGAGGAUGAAGAGAUGCUGGAAGAUACGGAAGGAGAACGGGCAAAUGGUACGAGAGUGUGGUAUAGCUCGUAUGUCACGAUAGACUGGAUUCACGAUGCUAUUAAAGAAUCUUCACGGGUCCGACGUCUCCGCCACAUGGCCUCCCGAUCCAUACGCGGCAAGAUACUCAACUCUUGGGACCGCUUCCAAGGCUGGCUAGUCGUCACCCUCGUCGGUAUCAUCACAGCCCUCAUCGCUUUUCUGAUUGUCCGCGCCGAAAUGGCCUUUUUCGACCUCAAAGAAGGUUUCUGUGCUACCUCUUGGGGCACUGCAAAACGGUUCUGCUGUGCGCCACGGCAUCAGAGCCCAGGAAGUGAUGGAGGGGAGGACGAGUGUACGGAUUGGGUGGAAUGGGGUGAAUUCUUCAACCCCGGAGAAAAGGGCGGACCGGAUGGAGCUUGGACGUACGGAGGUCCAGAGUUUAUGGCGUAUGCUGCUGUUGCCAUGAUCCUAGCAAUCAUUGCGAGCUGUAUGACCGUCUACCUGUCUUCCUCGGAACACCACACGACUUCCAAAGACUCUACCUUCCUCCAACCUCCUUCCCGUGCACCCACCGCAAAACACUCUGUCACCUCGUCGCCCACCAAACCGAACCACUCCAAUCUCAACUCAAACCAACUCGCCAACGAACGCCAACCUCUGCUCGAUGCAAUCACAAACGAACCUCCCACGCCUCUGCUAGAGUCGGCUCCUGAGCCUUCUCGUAAAGUCAUGUUUUACGCAGCAGGCUCUGGUAUUCCCGAGAUCAAGACCAUUUUGAGCGGAUUUGUGAUACAUGGGUACCUCGGAGGAUGGACGUUGAUUACAAAGAGUGUGGGUUUGGCGUUGAGUGUUGCUUCGGGGUUGAGUUUGGGGAAGGAAGGGCCGUUGGUGCAUAUCAGCAGUUGUGUGGGCAAUAUCGUGUCGAGGCUUUUCAUCAAAUACGAGUGUAACGAAGCCAAGAGACGAGAGAUCCUUUCUGCUGCGUGCGCUGCCGGUGUGGCAGUUGCGUUCGGAGCUCCUGUCGGCGGCGUUCUCUUUUCGUUGGAAGAAGUGUCCUACUACUUUCCGUCCAAGGUCAUGUGGAGAAGCUUCUGGUGUGCUGCGAUUGCGGCCAUCACACUCAAAGCUCUCAAUCCGUUCGGUAACGGCAGUCUCGUUCUGUUUGCCGUGUCAUACACGAAAGAGUAUCACUAUUGGGAGUACGCCGUCUUUGUUGUCCUUGGUAUCUUUGGUGGUCUGUAUGGUGCCGUGUUUGCGAGGUUGAAUAUCAUCUGGAGCAAACACGUGCGGAACGGGACUUGGUUGAAGAGGCAUCCGAUCAUCGAGGUCUUACUCGUUGUGCUCCUCACCACCAUCGUGUCAUUUACCAACCCUUACACGCGAAUGGGCGGAACAGAGCUUGUUGCUGCCUUGUUCGAAGAGUGCAAGCCAUCCUCCACGUCGGGUCUCUGUGUCAAUCAUCCUCAUCAAAUCGCUGCGGUCAUCUGGGAGGUGUUUAUGGCGCUCUUGAUCAAGGGCGUUUUGACCAUCGUCACAUUCGGUAUCAAAGUUCCUGCUGGAAUCUUCAUCCCCUCCCUCGCCGUCGGUGCCUGUUUUGGUCGCAUUGUCGGACACGCCCUCGAGUACAUUGAAUUCACCAACCCCGAUCUCUCCAUCUUUGACGUCUGUCGCGAUACGGAUUGCGUCGUCCCUGGCCUCUACGCCAUGGUUGGAGCCGCUGCCACUUUGGCGGGUGUGACUAGGACGACUGUUUCGUUGGCGGUCAUCAUGUUUGAACUGACGUCGACGUUGAAUUAUGUCGUUCCUGUCAUGUUGGGGGUUUUGAUUGCAAAGACUGUGGCGGAUGGGUUGGAGAAGAAGGGGAUAUAUGACCUCGUCAUCGAUCUUAAUCAGCUUCCAUACCUUGAUUCCAAAAACGAAUAUCUCUGGGGAUCCCGACGCGCAUCGACAGUAGCCGACCGCUCCACUCCACACCUUCGUGCCGAUAAGCCCCACACUGUCCGCUCUCUCACUGGCAAGCUCCUCGAGCUCGUCCGCCUUGGUCUGGAAGAUACAGGCUUCCCCGUACUUGUCAAGGAAGUGACGAGUGGGGGCGGUAAUAGUGGAGGCGGAGGUUUGGGCUUAGGACUUGAGGGAGGCGUCAACAGUGGCAGGGAAAGGAGCUGUCUGAGGGUGGUCGGGUUCUUGGGUAUCAACGAGCUGGAGCACGCCCUGACCGAGCUAGCAGAUGACCCUGAUGCUGCCGUCAACCUCGUGCCCGACGAAUCGCCCAAUACUCGAACGCAUAGCAGUGCCAUGUCCAUUUUCAGUUUUGCCGACUCUUUCUUAGAGAACGCAAACAAUCCAUACGAUUUGAGCCGUUACAUUGACCAGGCGCCCAUCACUGUUCAAAUUCACUCUCCACUCGAGCUUGUGCAGCAACUGUUUGUCAAGCUCGGUGUGAGACAGAUCAUCGUUGUCAACUCUCGAGGUGUCUUCCAGGGGGUCAUCACGAAGAAAGCCUGGUUGAGCUUUUUGAACGAGCUGGAGGAGGGACAUGAGUGACGGGGAUGAGUACGAGGUGGUGUGCAAUCUAUCCAUGUUUCAUCUCUUUGUUCAAGAUUUUGUGGAUAUUCGGUUUUCUGAUCACCAUAUCAUUGUUGAACUCUUUACUUUGCUUUUUAGGUUACGACACAUUUACUCUUCUAUCCGAAAUCUCUAUAACGCCCCUUCACGACGAUUCAUUUUGUAAACACAGCUUUGCUCGGUGAUACUUGCCAUCCAAUGUAACUCUUUCUCAAAUC